Molecule: messenger RNA, 218 nt
Organism: Ambispora leptoticha
Lineage: Eukaryota; Fungi; Glomeromycota; Glomeromycetes; Archaeosporales; Ambisporaceae
Source: the annotation of a GenBank genome assembly
AUACUCCUGAAGAAUAUAGUAAAGAAGAAAAUUUGUUAACACAACUUGAUAAUGCUAUUUACAUUAAUAUAAAUUUUGAAGAAACAGAAACUACAAAUGAAGAAGAUUUAAAUGAAAAUUUAGAAUUAUUGCAGAAUUUUAAAUUAGUUAAUAGAGUUGAAUUAGAUGUUUGGAAAUUUCUAGAUAGAGAAACUCAAAAAUGUUCUCAAUGUCCUAAA